AGAGAACGCUCCGGCUUCAUGGGGGAAGGAGCGACAUGGGCAACCGCUGCAGCUGCGGGCGCCCGUGCAUACUUCUUCACAGCAGAAGCUGUUAGUGAAGGAAAGCGUGCCCUGGGGUCUCGAUGUCUCUGGAAGUUCAGCCCUUGGCAGGAUUCUCACCUCAACGUGCAUGGGCAGCAAAGGAUGCCAGAAUUUGGGACCCAGCAUGAAGCAGAAAUUAGGAACUGUCCUUCACUUUUUAAAAGGAAGAACGAAAAGCAAGGAACCAGUGUGAGACAUGAGAGCCAACAGCACCAGCCUGGCAGAAAGGCUCCAGCAUAUGAAAAUGUCACGGAGUUUCCAGUCUAUGCUACCGUGAAUAAACCCAAGAACACAAAGCAGGAUGACAGCAUUCAUUAUGCAGACAUCCAGGUGUUCACCAAGGUGCGGGAGCGUUCUGCGGAAGAGGUGAAGAACUUGCAAAUGCAGAAUGCCACGGAGUAUGCCACCCUCAACUUCCCCCGGCCCCGGCUGAAAUACGACAGCAAAAAUGGGACCUUGGUUUAAAAAGCUUGGUAGCCCCUGCCUCCUUCAGCAGCUAAAGGAUUCCACAGACAUAGAGAUGCUGCAGACUCAGGCUAACCUCAUGAACACGUCAAGCCUGCCUGCAGAAAAGAGAGGCUGUGUCUUUCACCUGCACGAGGAUACACGCAUUUACUCUCACGUGAGGAGUAGUUGCCUCUGGUUCUGCUGGCCAAAAGCCAGCCUGUUCCCCUUGGCUCUGCACAGCUCUGUGUGGGAAUGCAGCAUACAAGAUUCUGUUCUGGGGCAAGAGAGAUGUUGCCAUGGGAUUUUGUGUUGAUAUUAAGAACAGAAUGUGGUUGAUACUGGGAGGAAAUUGCAUGGAGAUUCUAGCAGUAACUGCCGUAAGGUCUUCCUCCGGUACCAGCAACUGCACACUGCAGUCAUGCACAUCGUGCAUCUCCUUUUCUCAAAAAGCAGUGUUUUCCCACCAGGCACAGCACACUGAGGCCAAGGCCAGAAACGCAGAAUUAACUGAUGGGUACAGAACAAUUCCUUCCAUUGAAGGGCAGUACCAAUACACAUUCUAAUCCCAAAAUGCACAGAAGCAAGCAAUGAGCUCUUUUCUCUGAAAAUGAAAGAAGGAAAACCUGCAGCUUAUCUGAUAGGCAGCCACUUAAAGCUACUGCCUAUAUUUAGGGUACUUACCCAGUCCUUGGGCUGCAGUAGCUGUUUGCGUGUCUGAGAUACUGUGAAUGAAUCCUGGACAAUUCUAAAGAGGGCUUUGCACUUUUUCUUAAUUUUUUUAUUUUGUGUUGUCAGCCGUAGUUAUAAAACCCUGCAACAUAGAGCACAUGCCAUGUGAUGUCUUCUGCUAAAGCUCCCGAAGACACUUUGGAGAAUUCACUUAUGGGUUUAAAAUAGUGUUAGCAAUGCAGGACAGCAACCAUCCACAAUCUUCUACCGUGGGGCUGCAUCUGACAGUUGUGGUGUUGGCAGCUGAGAGGGCUCCCAGGCAGUGUCCUUGGGCCCUGACUCAGUAGUUGGCACAUUCUGUUCCUAAGUAAUGGUCUGCACAGCCAAAUGCAGGUUGUGGAGCAACUUGUUUAUUGCCAGUCUUGAAAAAUGGACAUCCUGGUACCUUUUAUAAAUGUGCAAUAUUUUGCAUGUUAUGGCUCAUCUAAAUGUAAAAGGAAAACCAUGAGGGAGUUCCUCCUUGUAACACAAAAUUAAAGCUGAUAUGGGUACUGUGUGCUAAGACGGAAGCGCUGUGAGGACCAGUCCUACAAUCUUUCUACCCGAACAGGUCUUUUUGCUCGUGCUGUCCAGCAGACAUCACUGAGGCUAUUAUAAGGCCAGAGUAAGGUUUGCAAAAAGGCCUUUUUAAAUAAUGAAUGGAGACAGUCUAUUUUUCUACCCGAACAGGAUAUUUUCUUUUUGCCCAUGCUACUGAGCUGAGCUCGGCUGGGCUACUGGAAGGCCUGAAACCUCUGAGAUCCCCAAGCCCAACCGCAGCCCAUCCCGCCGUGCCCACUGAGCGCCCCUCAGUGCCGCGGUGUGGAACAGCCCCGGAUGUGACCCGGCGCUCCCUGGGCAGCCUGCUGAGGAGCAGCGUGUCGUGGAGGUGACCAAGUGCCCUGCUUUGAGAACGGCGGUAGUGAAUCGGCUUGAUUGCCAGGCUCCGAACUGAUAAGAAGCCAAAGUCACACAAGUUUUUUUUCCUAAAAGCCUUGUUUUUGCACUGAUCAACAGACUCCAACAGCUUGUCUCCUCUGUUUCCCACGAUUGGCCUGCGCAGGGGUUAACACUCGUGUUAAUAUAUCGAACGCUCCUUGGACAUUAAAGAUUUUUGGUUCCAGCUGA
Molecule: messenger RNA, 2364 nt
Organism: Gallus gallus (chicken)
Lineage: Eukaryota; Metazoa; Chordata; Aves; Galliformes; Phasianidae
Gene: C11orf52
Product: C11orf52 homolog
Exons: 5
Coding region: 19-546 (175 amino acids)
Cellular component (GO): extracellular exosome
Source: RefSeq, a predicted model, not a curated record